This is a messenger RNA of Saccostrea echinata, 2381 nucleotides long. Its product is annotated as acetylcholine receptor subunit alpha-like 1. Bases 227 to 1756 code for a protein of 509 amino acids. The record is from RefSeq and is a predicted model, not a curated record. NCBI's taxonomy places the organism in Eukaryota, Metazoa, Mollusca, Bivalvia, Ostreida, Ostreidae. The transcript is spliced from 5 exons. Gene Ontology annotation, biological process: signal transduction; chemical synaptic transmission; monoatomic ion transmembrane transport. Gene Ontology annotation, cellular component: synapse; neuron projection; postsynaptic membrane. Gene Ontology annotation, molecular function: transmembrane signaling receptor activity; acetylcholine-gated monoatomic cation-selective channel activity.
UUUGCAAUGCCCCACUCUGAUCUCAUAAGUAAACAUUAAUCUACGUCUAAUUUGACAAAAUAAGACCCAGUUCACAUAUAUAUGACCGCUAUAUUCAACAAAAUGAGAAAAAUCAAUUAAUGACUGUGAAAGAAUUAUUUUCCCCUUGUAACAUCUGGCUAGAGCAGAGAGAGAAAUUGUUGCUCCUUCGGACGUGUGCGAGUUUGUACUUUAAAGUUCCUAAGAAAUGACGAGAAUUUGUUAUUGGAUAUUAUGUUGUUUAAUUCUCUUUGUAACUGGAAAUGAAGACGCUAAGCGUCUGUAUUAUGAUUUGUUAAAACGAUCCUAUAACAAACUAAUUCGUCCUGUGAGUAAUAGUUCGGACAAACUGAUCGUGAAGAUGGGGAUUCGCUUGUCACAGCUGAUCGACAUAGAUGAAAAGAACCAGAUUAUGACAACAAAUGUUUGGCUGAGACAGGAGUGGUAUGACCAGGGUUUGAUCUGGAAUCCAGUUGAGUAUGGCGGGAUUCAGACGAUAGAGGUCCCUAUAGACGAUAUCUGGAACCCGGAUGUUGUACUCUUCAACAACGCUGAUGGUAAUUACGAGGUUACACUAAUGACAAAGGCCAUCCUCCACCCAGACGGUAAGGUGGUCUGGGAGCCACCCGCCAUUUACAAAAGCUCCUGCAUGAUUGACGUGGAGUUCUUCCCCUUUGAUAUUCAGCUGUGCAUCAUGAAGUUUGGGUCAUGGACAUAUGAUGGGAACCAGGUGGAUCUUGUCCAUCUGUGUGUGUCCGACAGCUCAUCUACGGAAGUCAUUCACAAAGGGAUCGACUUCCGUGAUUUCUAUCCAAGUGUUGAAUGGGACAUCCUGGAGGGGUCCGCCCAGAAAAAUUAUAAACGCUAUAUCUGUUGCCCCUCCCCCUUUCCAGACAUUACGUUUAACAUCACAAUGAGGAGGAAGACCCUCUUCCACACCGUUAAUCUGAUCAUUCCCUGUGUAUCCAUUUCAUUUCUGACAGUCCUCGUCUUUUAUCUCCCAAGUGAUAGUGGCGAGAAGAUUACUUUAUGUAUUUCAAUUUUACUCUCUUUAACCGUGUUUUUCCUGCUUCUUGCUGAUAUAAUUCCCCCAACAUCCAUUGUCGUCCCAUUAAUAGGGAAGUAUUUACUUUUUACAAUGAUACUCGUGACUUUAUCCAUUCUAGUGACUGUGAUAGUGCUCAAUGUUCACUUCCGGUCGCCAUCUACUCAUACAAUGGCACCAUGGGUCAGGAGAGUAUUCCUUAACGUUCUACCGCGGCUUCUUAUCAUGCGACGACCAAAUCUAGACAAUGAGCAUAGCACAACAAGGGUGAUAAGGACAUGUAAUGGUGUAGAAAUGACAGAAUCCUAUAAACAUAUGAUACGCCGCAGAGCGGAACAGAGGAAAUUCGAGAAUAGCAAUUUUAACGACGAGGACGAACCAAUUAGUGUAACAAAGGAGACGGAACUGAGCGUGCGUCGUCGAUUUAAACCAGUUCCCCGGGAGAUUAAAGACGCCGUGGACAGUGUGUGUUUUAUUGCUGAACAUCUGAAAAAAGACGACAAAGAAAACUCGAUAAAAGAAGACUGGAAGUAUGUGGCCAUGGUGCUAGAUAGACUGUUUCUAUGGAUAUUUACGAUAGCCUGUGUAGUUGGGACUUUUGGGAUUAUUCUACAGGCUCCCACACUUUAUGACGAUAGGCGAACUUUAACCCCACAAGCCCCUGACGACAGCUGUAUCAAACCCGAAUUCUGAUUGUGAUGUCACAGUAUCAAACAGAAGAUUCACGACUCUAUGAAAGCUCAACAACGAUUCAGUAAUUUACUUUUGAUAAACUUUUGAUACACCAAUAGGGACAUGCUGAUUUCAAUUCACUACCCCCCCCCCCCAUUCCAACAUAUAGAAUACCAAAAGUACUCCGUCAGCUAUACACGAAGUACACCAAUUAAGUCAAAAAAUGUCUUAGUUGGUGUUUGGGUUGCAAUUUUCAAAAAUCUUAUACUCUUAAAUAUCAUGAUCUGUUUAAAAGUGUCUUUUACGAUAAACUCCAGUCGCUGAAAAGGACACUUAACAUAUCAGGGAGAGAGAGAGAAAGAAAGAGAGAGAGUAAACGUACAUGUAUUUAUUGUUCCUUUAGUACAUCUGUGCCAAUAAGAUAUACAAUGUAUUGAUGCAUUUGUUUGAAAAUGUGAUAUCAUUAAAGAAUAUACAAUGUUUAAAUGUUUAAAACACUAUGUAACAUCAAACUGACGACAUUUCAUCGCAUAUAAGGUAUCACUGGAUGAAAUGAUAAUCUAAGCUUAAUUAUUAUUAAGUUUGAAUCAAAAUUUUAUGUAUAGAGAAUUGUCUUUUGUAGAUCAUACAUUUAUAUAAAAAUGUG